AUGAAUCUGACCGCCGAACAGUUGGACGAACAAGUGUGCGCUUCCGACGGACUGUACAAAGCACUGACCUCUCCGAUCAUGAAACUCAACUGUCUCUUCAUCAUUUUUGUCAUCCUCCUCAGCUACUAUUUCUCAUACAAAGCCCUCAGAACCCUUAUCCAUCAGAAUAUCUUCUCCGAAUGCACCCGACUCAUUCUGCUCGUCGGCUCUAUCAAUUCGAUAGCGCACCAGACUACGAUGAUGGAAAUUCGAGUGAGUUUGCUUCUUUUUCGGAAGAUGUUAUUACUCGAUUCUGUUCAGAUUCGGCAAAUAUACCGUGGAUUCGUGUGUGAGGAGAAUAGAUGUCAAAUCCAAUUCCACUCAUCAGAAUGUGUUUACGAAUUGUAUUUCUACUACAUCACAAACUUCUUUUCGACUUUUUCACUGUUCUCGCUGACAUUUGACAGGUUUGAUAUCCCCCUAAUUUUAAGCUCUACAAAAUCUUACAGAUUGAUAGCCCAUUUCUGGUCCAACAUCUACUCAUCCCAUCAGAAGCUCAUUCCGUUCUCGCUCCUUUUACUCCAGCUCAUUCUCGCCGUUUCCACGCAUCUCUACGGCUUUCUCGGUGUUUCUCUGGCCGGAUACGUUCCGAUGUGCACUUUUCCGCCUCAACUCGCCAACAACUUUGACACUAUCAACCGAUUCCGGACUUAUAUUAUGCUUUUCUGCAUUGGAAUCACUGUGUUCAUUUUGAUUUUUAGUAUGAAAGCGGAGAAAAGGUAAGCAGCUUUUUUUGAAGCGAAUCAAUAAUCUGAUUAUGAAAUUCCAGAAUUCACAACCAAGUCUAUGACACGAACACUCGUUACAUGGCCUACGAGAAUGUGAUGACGACGAAGACCGUCUGUCUGAUUAUCAUCUCGCAGUUUCUGUGCAUUAUCAUUUCGUCCUAUGGUAUCACAAUAAUCAGAAACCUUCAAUCGGCCAUUCCUGAAGACAUAUUUCACACGAUUGUCCCGUUCCUUCCGGUGAGAGUUUUCAAACUAUCAACCCGAUAAUAUUCUUCAUUUUCAGGGUGUGACCUAUGCGAAUCUCUGUCUCCCAAUCGUCAUCUGUUAUAAAACAAAGGAGACGAUCCGUCGGAGGAAGAGCACGAUUGGAGAGAUGACUGCCGCGUCCGGAAGCGUCGACACUCACAUGGAAUGGCUCACAACUCGUGGACUAAAUGAUUCUUUUUGGGAAUGA
Messenger RNA from Caenorhabditis sp. 36 PRJEB53466, 1221 nucleotides. NCBI's taxonomy places the organism in Eukaryota, Metazoa, Nematoda, Chromadorea, Rhabditida, Rhabditidae. The record is from the annotation of a GenBank genome assembly.